UUCUAUUAAUCGAACUCGCAAAUUCUAUCAUCAAAAUUUUCAAAACGUAUUGAUAUAAUGCAUUUGGAUUUCUGAAACAAUGAAGAAUCUUUUUUGUUGUUGAAAAUAUGGGAUUAUUUAAAAUAUAUAAAGGAAAGUUUUAUACUUAAAUAUGCCUGUGAACAAAAUCAACGUAGAAGCAAAUGGGAUAAAAAGUUGGGACGGUUCGUCCAAUGGAGUCGCCCGACAUGGUAAAGAACACGUUCUUAGCGUAAGGACAGAGGAACAUCAUGCACUUAUAGAUUCUACAGAAACAGUGGUACUGUCGUGGGAAAAUGUAAAUGUCAGUAUUGACCCCAAAACCAAAACGUGCUGCCGGGGCAAUGACGUCACAGAGGGACCGAAACACAUCAUUAAAAAUGCGUAUGGUCACGUAAAGCCCGGGACCCUUCUUGCAAUAAUUGGAGCGAGUGGGUCAGGGAAGACCAUGCUGCUAAACGCCCUAGCUUCUAAUACCGAUCGCGAUAUAGUGACGUCAGGUGACGUCAUGGUUAAUGGAGUUGACGUAGGUAAUGGCAUACGCAAUAUAUCUGCAUAUGUCCAACAAAAUGAUCAUUUCAUAGCCACAAUGACAGUGAAGGAACAUCUUACGUUCAGGAAAACAAAGGGAAUUUCCGGGGGAGAAAUGAAGAGGCUUUCUUUCGCAUCGGAGAUCUUAACAAACCCUCCUUUAUUAUUCUGUGACGAACCUACUUCCGGUUUAGAUUCAUUCAUGGCAGAAAGUAUUGUGCAGACUCUGAAAGAAAUGGCGCAGAAAGGCAAAACAGUACUGUGCUCGAUCCACCAACCUUCCUCAGAAGUGUUUGCAUUGUUUGACCAUGUCCUCGUCAUUGCGGAGGGAAGAGUGGCGUUCCUUGGUGAUACGGACGAGGCUCUUAAGUUCUAUAGCAAUAUUGGAUAUCCGUGCCCCGUGAACUUUAACCCCGCCGACUUUUACAUAAUGACAAUGGCUGUUGUCCCUGGCAGUGAAACUGAAUGUAAACAAAGAAUUGAGAAAAUUUGUGAUGAAUUUUAUCAAACCACAUACGUGAAGACCAUUCUGCAGGACAAUAAAUCAGUUGUCGAAAGUCCAAGACGUACAGGUGUAAUUUACGAAGAAGCGUUUAGCAGCAAAUCGAGAUACGAGGCUUCAUGGUUACAACGGUUCAGUUCUGUGUUUGGACGAGCCUGGAGCACAACACUCAGAGAUCCAAUGGUAAUCAAGGUUCGAACAGCGCAGACACUUGUUUUAGCGGUGAUUCUUGGUUUGUUGUAUCUACAGCUAGACAUUGAUCAAGAGGGUGUACAGAACGUCAACGGCGUACUUUAUCUGAUGUUGUUAAACAUGACGUUUGUGAAUAUGUUUGCAGUAUUAAGUUCUUUUCCUCUAGAGUCGGGUGUAUUUUCACGGGAGUAUCGCACGGGUCUGUACAGCGUGGACAUUUACUUCAUGUGUAAAGUUCUUGCAGAGUUACCAUCGUUCAUUUUUAUACCAAUAGCAUUCUGUGGAAUAUGUUACUGGAUGAUUGGACUAUUUUCAUCUCUUAAAGCAUUCCUGAUAUUUUCUGCUGUACUUUUACUUGUGGCGAAUGUGGCAGUUUCUUAUGGUUAUAUAGUGUCGACGAUGUCAAAUUCCGUUAGUAUGGCACUAGCGCUGGCGCCACCUAUGAUGAUGCCACUGUUCAUGUUUGGCGGUUUCUUUGUAAAUACAAGCACUAAUCCGGUGUACUUUAUAUGGUUAGAAUACGUUUCCUGGUUCCGAUACGCAAACGAACUUUUAGUUGUAAACCAAUGGGAAAAUAUUGACACUAUACCUUGUGAAGGUGGCUCCGGUAGCAGUAGAUGUUUGUACAGAAAUGGCCAGCAAGUUAUCGACUACUUAAACUUUGAUGACGGCAAGUUCUGGUUAAACAUAGGUCUUCUGAUAGGAUUACUGUUCGUGUAUCGUCUGAUUGCCUACAUUAUAUUGUUUGUUAAAGCAAGACGAGCAAAAUAAAUGACUUUCAACAAAGACAGACGACAAAUUUUGUAGUUUUACCAAAAUUGUUAUUAAAGCAGAAACAAAGACUGCGUGUAUAUACAUUUGAAUUCAGUGUUGCAUACAGAGCAAAA
Molecule: messenger RNA, 2130 nt
Organism: Ruditapes philippinarum (Manila clam)
Lineage: Eukaryota; Metazoa; Mollusca; Bivalvia; Venerida; Veneridae
Product: protein white-like
Exons: 19
Coding region: 152-2014 (620 amino acids)
Cellular component (GO): plasma membrane
Molecular function (GO): ATP hydrolysis activity; ATP binding; ABC-type transporter activity
Source: RefSeq, a predicted model, not a curated record